AUGAGUCUCGCCGAGGCGCCGUCGCUCAAGAGCGGCGAGGCCUGCAAGAGCACGCCCGACGACAGCAGCUACGACGACUCGACGCCGCGGGCUGCCGACAACAACACGGACCCCGAGUCCCAGGCGAGCGACGGCACCAAGAAGAACAGCAAGGGCAAGAAGCGGAGCUUGUUUGGCUUCGGCAAGAAGAAGCCCGACACUUCCUUCAAGUCUGGGUCCAGCACUGAGCCGCCCUCGCUGCCCAAGGACGGCUCCAAGCUCUCGUCGACGUCUCGGUCCACGGCGUCACCGACCCCCAACGCGACGACGCAAGGCGAACACGGCCACGCCUUUGUGCUACCCGCCUCACCAACCCGCGGGCUGUCGGGUUCACCCCGCGUGUCGUCUCCCGCAGGCUCCCAAAUCUUUGAGCGAGACGUCCAGGACAGCACCGUGCUGAAGCCGAGCUCCCCGGCGAUUCCAACCCACAUACAGACCGAGAACUACAUCCCCCCGGUACUCGACGACGCAUCCGAAGCCAUCACCAAUCAGAAGCUCGACCCAGACGCCGUCGAGAUUGUCACGCACUCCUCACACCAGCCAGCCUCGGUCACGGUCACCGGAGCGGCCGCGACGCAGGGCAGCAGUACCCCGUACGACCAGACGUCGAGCGAGUGGGCCGCGGAGCUGGCCUCCUUUGCGGACCGCGUUGGGCUGCCACCUGAUAACGCAUCCCACUAUGGCUCGCUGGACUCUGCCGACGUGCGCAGGCUGUCCUUUAUCUCGUUUGCCGACGUCGUCCAGGCCGAACACAACCCGCAUGCCGCCACUGUCGGAUCGCGUGAGAGCAUCCACAUGGCGGGGCUGACGUCGAUUCCUCCACCGGUACUGAACCGGUCGCCGUCGCCGAUUCGCUCGCCCGUAUCCAGCCAGGGCCCUGGAACGAGCCCUCCGACGAGCAACCCCGGCAGCAUGAAGGGCGUCGACCUGAGCCCGCCUCGCAAGCCCCUGGGGAGCCCAGGCAGCGGCGGGCCACACAACCUCGCCGCACCAAAUGACCUGAACAUCGAGACGAUGCGGCAAGCACUGAGACGGACGGGAAGCGCAGAUCUGGGCGGCGUGCGGAGCAUGCCCACGAGCCCCGUCGAGGGGCCCGGGUCCCGCUGA
Messenger RNA from Purpureocillium lilacinum, 1146 nucleotides. RefSeq lists its product as uncharacterized. The record is from RefSeq and is a predicted model, not a curated record. NCBI's taxonomy places the organism in Eukaryota, Fungi, Ascomycota, Sordariomycetes, Hypocreales, Ophiocordycipitaceae.